UUGCAGGAUGCAAGGCAGUCAGAAGAAUGGAGAGGCACUGGGGGCGGCGGGCCGUCGGUUGGAGAAACCAAUACGCAGCAAGACAGUCCACGAUUCAUGGGGUAGACAGCUUGUGACUCUGACUCGCAAGUAGAACCUGUCGUGCCGACCCUGUGAAUCAUGGAAUCCUCCCCCACGACCGUGGGUUUCUCGUUGAUGGCGAAACUCGCGGACGGCGUGGAAGUCGGCGUACUUGGGCCAUGUACGAUGAUGCACUCGGCCAUUUCGUUCACAGUUCAAUGUGCCUGUCUAAGUCUCGCCCAAAUUUGCAGACCGCUUCAGAAAAACCAUCGUCGUCUUAACUUCGAGCGGACGCGUUCGUGCUCGGUACUAUCCGCGCUGCUGUGUAGGGUUACACAUGCGAGACGCAAGUACCAUUGUACCAUGUACCGAUGCCGAGUCAUUGGCACCUCCAAUGUCGGCCGGUUCCGACGAGAUCGUGGACGGAAAGGCUGCGGAAAAACUGGAUCGACAAAGCAGACAACGACGGCGAGUCGCAGACCUCACCUAACUGCUCGAUGCGACAGUCCUGUAUUAAGGAUCACCGUACUAUUGCUUUGUCAACAGGCUAUAGUCACCAGCCGAAUUACGAUUCAUGGCUAUGCAUCAGGUUGACAGGCUGUCUAGAAUCAUGCAAGGCAGAUACGAAGUGGAGGUCAUAACGACGUUGAUGAGAAGCUGAAUCGCCUGAUGAGACAUUGGAGUCAUACCACGCAGACUAAGCACAAUUGACAGCAGAUAUGAAUCGUGAGACGUGCGAUGUCAGAAGUCAGAAUGUCAGUAGUGAUGUGGGAAAAUUGAAGGCGGCCUCGAAGGUGGGCUCUCUUGUCAUGAUUUCGUUGCAGCUACAGUACAAAAGCGGCUUGACUCAGAGGCCUCCUUUU
Messenger RNA from Aureobasidium subglaciale EXF-2481, 923 nucleotides. RefSeq lists its product as uncharacterized. The transcript has 2 exons. The record is from RefSeq and is a predicted model, not a curated record. Bases 160 to 654 code for a protein of 164 amino acids. NCBI's taxonomy places the organism in Eukaryota, Fungi, Ascomycota, Dothideomycetes, Dothideales, Saccotheciaceae.